This is a messenger RNA of Contarinia nasturtii (swede midge), 2224 nucleotides long. RefSeq names its product major facilitator superfamily domain-containing protein 1. The record is from RefSeq and is a predicted model, not a curated record. NCBI's taxonomy places the organism in Eukaryota, Metazoa, Arthropoda, Insecta, Diptera, Cecidomyiidae. Gene Ontology annotation, molecular function: transmembrane transporter activity. The transcript has 8 exons. Gene Ontology annotation, cellular component: lysosome. Gene Ontology annotation, biological process: transmembrane transport. The coding region runs from base 269 to 1843 and encodes 524 amino acids.
UGUAUCAUCAGUAUUGAGAUGAGUUUGUAUGACAGAAUUUGCGAUUAGUUUGUUCGUCCAAGAUGUUUAUAUGAAGUGUAUUCACAAAUCCGUGAACUAUUUACUUUCAUUCACAGCAUAGUUUCAUAGUUCAUUUUAAGUGAAUUCUUUGUUAUUAAAAAAAGUGCAUUUCUCUUAUUUUGUUUAAUACAAAUCGUGUGCCUAUUAAGAGAGCAUUGAAAAAAAAAACGCUAAAACAUUCUAGUUAUUUGAUAACACAUAAGGAAAAAUGGGAGUGGAUGAUGAGCUAUCCACACCUAUCUUGAACAGCGACGAAGACGUAGUAAGAAAUCGUCGAACAUUUAGUGACGAUGAGCUGGACGCAUCAAAUGAACUUGGUGGAUGUUGUUGCAAUCCUUCAUCAACAUGUCAUCGCUUCAUUGCAUUGAUUUUGAUGUGUUUAGUUGGUUUCGCGUCCUACUUUUGCUAUGACAACCCUGCAUCGCUGCAGAAUUAUUUUAUGAAGGACAUGGAUAUGUCAACGACACAAUUCGUAUGGUUGUAUUCUAUAUAUUCAUGGCCAAACGUUGUAUUUUGUUUCAUUGGUGGAUUUUUGAUUGAUCGUGUGUUUGGAAUUCGUUUUGGUACCAUACUCUACAUGUUCAUCUUGAUGAUUGGACAAUUGAUAGUUGCAUUUGGAGCCAUUCUUGAUGCAUUUUGGAUGAUGAUCGUUGGUCGUUUUAUAUUUGGAAUUGGUGCCGAAUCGCUUGCUGUUGCACAAAAUAAUUAUGCAGUACUAUGGUUCAAAGGCAAAGAAUUAAAUAUGGUGUUCGGAUUGCAAUUAUCGUUCGCGCGUGUUGGAAGUACAGUCAAUUUCAUUGUUAUGGAGCCCAUCUAUAAGUACAUAAACAAAUGGUACAAGGGUCAUAUGUGUCUCGGUGUUGUUAUGCUCAUCUCAUUUACAACAUGCUUGAUGUCGUUUGCUUGCGCCGUACUUUUGGGAUGGCUCGAUAAGCGUGCACAACGAAUUUUACAGCGAAACGAUAAUCCUUCCGGUGAUGUUGCCAAAUUGAGUGAUGUAAAAACAUUCAAAAUAAGUUUCUGGAUGGUCAGCGUCAUUUGUGUCGCCUAUUAUGUCGCUAUUUUCCCAUUUGUUGCGUUGGGCAAAGUAUUCUUCAUGCAAAAGUAUGACUUGGCUCCCGAAGAUGCCAAUUUUCUUGAUUCAUUGGUGUUCCUUAUCUCAGCUGUGGCAAGUCCAUUGUUUGGUUUUGUCAUUGAUAAAACUGGAAGAAAUGUUUCGUGGAUGUUGAUAUCAAUUUUGACUACGAUUGGUGCACAUUCUUUCCUUGCAUUUACAUAUGUAAAUCCAUAUAUUUGUAUGAUCACAAUGGGACUAGCAUAUUCGAUGCUGGCGAGUAGUUUAUGGCCGCUUGUUGCUUUAAUUAUUCCUGAAUAUCAACUUGGUACUGCCUAUGGUAUCUGUCAAUCUGUACAAAAUCUAGGUCUAGCUGUAGUUUCAAUGUUUGCUGGUAUUAUUGUGGAUCGUGGUGGCUAUUUUACACUGGAAAUAUUCUUCAUUUGCUGGUUGGCAGUUGCUUUUAUAGCAACUAUAGUCAUUUGGAUUUACAACAGCAACAAGAAUGGAAAUUUGAAUAUGACACCAUAUGAACGUGACCUGCAUUUUGCGCUAGUUUCAAGCAGCGCAAAUUCAAAAUUGAUCAACAGUGAAUCGGCCGAAAACAUUCCACCAAUAGAGGGAACAGCAACCACUUCCAGUCCGAGAAUACGAAAUCGCUAUUUGAAACGAAUUGGAGUCGGUGGUAGUGAAAUAGAUGACGAACUCCCACUUUUGAAUGAUAACUAAAAUUAACCAAAAUAACAAAUCAAGUGAUUGUCAAAUUAUAUUAAAUCUCAUUUUGUAUUAAUUUUUCUUUUAAUCUGUUCAAUUGUUUUGAUAGUUUAAUGAUAAAGAGAAAAAAAGACAACAGUACACAAUGCAUGAAAUAGUUUAUUGUUGUAACUACUGCUUUAUUGCUUAAGUCAAUUAAGAUUGCAUCAAAUUAUUAUCGUACAAUUCAUUUUGCGUUCAAUUGCGUUCUUUAUAAACUGAUGUAAUUUUUAUUUUUCAUUAGCAUUUGUGUAAAUAUGACAUUUAGAGACACGACUACUAUUGAUGAAUGUUUGAGAACAAAUUAUAUACACACAUAUCUAUUAAUUGAAUAAAUCAACAAAUCCAAAGAACUAA